Messenger RNA from Solea solea (common sole), 6785 nucleotides. It is a transcript of the gene inpp5f, whose product is annotated as inositol polyphosphate-5-phosphatase F. The record is from RefSeq and is a predicted model, not a curated record. Bases 715 to 4116 code for a protein of 1133 amino acids. Gene Ontology annotation, cellular component: early endosome; clathrin-coated endocytic vesicle. The transcript is spliced from 20 exons. Gene Ontology annotation, biological process: phosphatidylinositol dephosphorylation; regulation of endocytic recycling. Gene Ontology annotation, molecular function: phosphatidylinositol-4-phosphate phosphatase activity. Lineage: Eukaryota; Metazoa; Chordata; Actinopteri; Pleuronectiformes; Soleidae.
AUAAUGUGUGGCAGUCCAUAUAGAGAUCCAAAUGCAACCCCAGUUGCACUUCGACAUAUCUGCCUUAAGUGUAUUAGUGGUGCAUGCCCCACCAGUGCACAGUAGGUGCCCUUUUAACUUUUUGCCCCUGCACUUCCAAAUGUCUGUGUACGCCACUGGUAAAGAUUCACUCCAGAUUGUGCCAAGUUGUGACCUUUCACAAAAGAAAUUGCCAUGUUAUGAAUCAAGUUACAUUAUGCAUAUUAACAUCAUAUAGUAAAUGUAGAUAAGUCUAGUGUACCUGUGUGUUGAUGACAGUCAUAGAUCACGUGUUAUUGUUUGGAGCAGGAAACUGCCUGUCGGUUACGACACACACACACACACAGAACAGCUGCUGUGUGGGACACUUUCUCCCUCAUCCAUCUAUGUUUGCCCUCACCGUGUCCGGUAUGCGUGUAGGGAUGAAGGGAUGAAGGGAUGCCUCUCCAUUAGAAAGGAAAUUCAAUUACCAUCAUGCGUAGAUGUGGAGUAAACAAAUCCGACACGCAAUUAGCUGCUGCUGCUAGCUGCUAGGUAGCUAGCUACCGCAGCUCAGCAGCCCGUAGGGGGGAAAGAGGCACAGCCGUGUGUAGCUACAGCUAACCGUCAAGACGUGGACGUUGACACUAACCUACACCUGGCUGUGCCAAGCCAGAUACGCGUUUGUUUGUUUCACUCUCACAUAAAGGGACUACAAUGGAGCUGUUCCAGGCCAAGGACGACUACAUUCUCCAGAGCGGGGAUCGGGCUCUGUGGUGCAGUCGAAAAGAUGGGACCAUGACGGUUAGACCGGCCACAGACCUGCUGUUGGCAUGGAAUCCAGUGUGUUUGGGUUUGGUGGAAGGACUCAUUGGAAAGAUACAGCUUCACACAGAUCUUCCUCUCGGUCUUGUAUUAAUCCGCCAGAAAGCUCUGGUGGGCCAUUUACCAGGCAACCACAAAGUCUACAAGAUCACCAAGAUAGCUGUCAUUCCUCUCUCUGACGAAGAACCCCAGGAGCUUGAGCUGGAGCUGUGCAAGAAGCAUCACUUUGGUAUUGACAAAGCAGAGAAACUGGCCCAGUCUCCCGAUGAGUCAAAGUUUUUAAUGAAAACUUUUAGUCAGAUCAAAUCUAAUGUGGCUGUGCCCAUCAAAAAAAAGGUCAAAGAAAACAAAGAGAAGGAGCGCUUGGAGAGGAGACUGCUGGAUGAGCUGUACAAGAUAUUCAUAGACUCCGACUCCUUUUACUAUAGCUUGACCUAUGAUCUGACUAAUAGUGUGCAGCGUCAAGGAGACUCGGAAAAGACCAGUUUACCCCUAUGGAAACAGGUGGAUGAUCGUUUCUUCUGGAAUAAAUACAUGAUCCAGGACCUUAUUGACCUUCAGGUCCCAGAGGUUGACCACUGGGUGAUACCAGUUAUCCAGGGGUUUGUGCAAGUGGAGGAACUGGUGGUGAACUAUAAUGACACAUCAGAUGAGGAGAGGAGCAGUCCUGAGACCCCGCCCCAGGAGGUCACCUGCGUUGAUGACAUCCAUCCUCGCUUCACUGUGGCUCUGAUCUCCAGACGUAGCCGUCACCGUGCAGGGAUGCGGUACAAACGUAGAGGAGUGGAUACAGACGGCCAUGUGGCUAACUAUGUGGAGACAGAGCAGCUGAUCCAUGUGCACAGUCACACUCUGUCUUUUGUGCAGACUCGUGGCUCUGUGCCUGUCUUCUGGAGUCAGGCAGGAUAUCGGUACAAUCCCCGGCCACGCUUAGAGAAAGGAGAGAAGGAGACCAUGUCUUACUUUGCUGCUCACUUUGAAGAACAGCUUAACCUGUACAAGAAACAGGUCAUCAUUAACUUAGUGGAUCAAGGUGGACGAGAAAAGCUAAUUGGCGACUCUUAUCUAAAGCAAGUCCUGCUUUACAACAAUCCAAACCUCACAUACGUUUCUUUUGACUUCCAUGAACACUGCCGAGGUAUGAGGUUUGAGAAUGUGCAAACACUGACUGAUGCAAUUUCUGAUAUCAUCACUGACAUGAAAUGGGCCUGGGUGGACCAGGCAGGAGUCAUCUGCAAACAGGACGGAAUCUUCAGAGUCAACUGUAUGGACUGUCUUGACAGGACCAAUGUGGUUCAGGCUGCUAUUGCUCGGGCAGUGAUGGAACAACAGCUGAAGAAACUGGGUGUGAUGCCUCCAGAGCAGCCCCUGCCUCUCAAGUGCUACAAGAUUUAUCAGAUCAUGUGGGCCAAUAAUGGAGACACCAUUAGCAGACAGUAUGCUGGAACAGCAGCACUCAAGGGAGAUUUCACUAGGACAGGGGAACGGAAACUGGCUGGUGUGAUGAAGGAUGGUGUGAACUCGGCCAACCGCUACUAUCUGAACCGUUUUAGGGACGCUUACAGACAAGCAGUCAUUGACCUAAUGAUGGGCCUGCCAGUCACUGAGGACCUCUACUCCAUCUUCAGUAAAGAGAAGGAGCAUGAGGAGAAGGAGAAAGAGAGCCAAAGAGGAGCCCAGGAGCAGGUCAGCCUCCUGCUCCAGACGUACAUGCAGCUUUUGCUGCCAGAUGACGAGAAGUUCCAUGGUGGUUGGGCGCUCAUUAAUUGUGACAUGAGCCUUAUUGAUGCAACUAACAAAGAUGUGGAUGUCCUGCUGCUUCUGUCUGACAAAGCGUACUACAUUGCUUACUAUGACGAAGAAGCAGAUAAAGUCAACCAAUACCAGCGCCUCAAUUUAGAGGGAUUGGAAAAGAUUGAAAUUGGUCCAGAGCCUACUCUGUUUGGGAAGCCAAAGUUCUGUUGUAUGCGUUUGCAUUACAGGAACGAAGAGGCAAGUGGGUACUUUCACACACUGAGAGCAGCGACACGAAAUCCUGAGGAUGAUGGAAAAGAUACGUUGCAGUGCAUAGCAGAGAUGCUUCGCAUAACUAAACAGGCCACGGGGUUGGACCUGCUUGUGGUUGAAAAGAGGCUUGAGAGGCGACAGAGUAGACCUCAUGAAGAUAUAAUGGGGAUCCAAAACAAACCCUCUGAUCAGGUUCAAGGAAGCUCUGGUUUGGCACAAGGCAAAAGUUUCCUCCUCAACAAAUUCUCCUCUCUCAAUCAGAAAGUGAAACAGACCAAGACGAACGUAAACAUUGGCACCUUCAAGCCGCUUGGAAAGCUGGGCAACUUCUCCAAGCCUGAUGUAAAAGUCAAUUUCCUGAAACCAACUAUGCAUGUCAACCUGUGGAAGUCAGACAGCAGUUUGGAAACAUCAGACAACCCUGGCACAGGAUCCCUGAAAGACAUUGGUGACGAGCACUCUGAAAUGUCAGAUGACUCGGAUUCCUAUAAUUCUGACCCAGAUCACCCUUGUUCUGGUUCUUUGGAAAAUGUGGACUAUGUGCUGCCCAGCUGUGGCAUUGUAGCAUCAAACCCUCGACUGGGCAGCCGCUCCCAGUCCAUUGGUAGCGUGGAGCUAAAUAUCCCCUCCAUUAUCCACGUCACUGCCUGUGACGAGGUGCAGGAGAGCUCCUCUGUAGUCAGCGACGACAAGUCUCCAGGUGCUGCCUCGGUGGCCGAAGAAGCCAUUCUGAUUGACUUUGGUACUCCCAUUGAUGCCUACUGCCACCAGUUUGUCCAGGAUGCACAGACCAAACCUGUUGAGGUGUUUGGGGAGCAUCCACCAGCCUCUGUACCUCCAGUCAACCCUCUUGUGCCUAUACAGAAUAGGACCCCAGCAAACUCAGACAAGCAGCUAAACUCUGAGCUACAGGAAAAGCCCCAGCUCCCCAGGCCUUCUCAGCUAGAUGUUGAGUCCGCUACCUCCAAUUCCAAUCUCCUUCCUGUACAGAGGCCCAGCUCUGCGGUCUCAGGAGGCUCUCAGAGGAGUCUCGGUUCACAGAUGGAGGGCAGCCUUGGCCCUUCACCUGCAGACAGCAACAGCAGUCGAGUGGUCUCCCCCUUUGCCAAGAUCAAGAGCUCCAUGGUCCAGGUGGCCAGCCUCACCCAGGCAGGACUCACCCAAGGGAUCAACUUUGCUGUGGCAAAGGUACAGAAGAGCCCCGAACCAGACACCGUCACUGAGGUCCAAGAGAGUGAGCUGAAGGCAAUGUUUACCCAGUGCCAGACCAGGAUCAUUCAGAUCUAGUGCUUUCCUUGUAGCCGUACAACAUGUUGAAACUUCCUGUAUGGUAGCAGUAGCAAAAGUGUGCACAUAGAGUCGCUACUCAGCCAAGAAAUGCACUGUCAAAUUUACCCUUUAUCUAAAAUGGUCCAUACUCACGGCUAUUGUUCCGAAUUUUCAAAUAUAAACUGAAGCCCAUAACCAAGUGGCAUGUGGCUGAAGGGUUGCCAGUUUGUGUUCCCGCCAGGUCUCACUAAGGAAGGUACCCAAUCCCCAUUACUGAUUGUUAAUUGGAGACUAAAUUGACCCCAGCCUCUGGAGGUUAUUUGUUGUACCGGCCCCAAGCCCGGAUAAAUAGUAGAGUUGUGUCAGGAAGGGCACCCGGUGGCAUCCCCAAAAAAUAAUUAAGGAAUUAUCUUACUCUCAAGAGAACACUCCCUCUCGUCCCUUUAUGCUAUCCUACACAUGAUGUAAAUGUGAGUGGAGUAUAAAGAUGGCAUAGGUACGGCAAAUGUUGGAAGUAUUUGGGAAAUGUGUGAAAAUUCCCAUGUGUCAUUGAAAACUGUAUGCAGUUACAAUCGAUUUAUUCUCCUGUCAUAAUAACAUGCUGUCCUUAUGAUUAAUUACCUUAAAAAACUAUGGAAAUAAUGGAGAGUUUAGGUUUUUAAGACCUUGUAAACUCUGUACUUUUUUCUACACAUGUACUUUUUUGUGCAUGUAAACAUGUCGCUGUCCUUGAUCUGAUGACUCAUUACCCACAAUGCUUGCAUGUGAGGUUAAUGUAAAACGACUGAUAUGAACAUGGCAGGUAAAGAUCAGCUGCAUGUUGAACAACCAACUGUCACCUGUUGGCACUUGUGAUAUAGACCUCGUUAAAAAAAACAACAACGUUCAGUUUGUUAAUGUUACUGCUGUAGAAUCUGACCAAAUAUCUUUUGUGAUUCCCAAAGGAUAGUUCUAUGUUAACUUUGUAUAGCUUUCAGAAACUAGCCAGGCGACAUACUGUACGUAGUUAUCCUAUGUAAUUCAAUGUUGUCAAGUGGAACAUAACAAGAUAUACCAUUAGAAAUAGAAAUUAUGACUACACAAAGACCUUUGGAGUAUCAUGGUUGUUGAUAUGUACAGUGAGUAUUGUAUGUUUAACUGUUCCCUGAGUAGAGCCGUCCCUUGAGCUUUUUUGUGUAUAGUAGGGUGGCAACCUAAUAUGUUUAGAGGUUUGAGGAGCAUUAUAUUUUGAAAGGAACACCCAGUACUGUCGGCGAUAAUCACAAAAAACGGAAAACUGCUGGUUGGAGUUUUGAUAAGAUUGUGUAUAGAAAGAACUAUUAUGAAAAUGACAACUUGAUGAUGGUUUGUUUGAACCGAGUCCUAAGCCAGCGUUGUAUAUUGACGUUGCAUGUUCGAAAAUGGAUGGGAGAGUAGCAUUUUGUAGGUAUAGAAGCAGCUGCACCCACCCACUUAUAUAAAACACUGACGCUUUAUGCACUCCCCCAAACUGCAAUUAUAUUUGCCUUAACAGGGACUUGAAGUGGGAUUAAGUAUAUUAUCAGGUAUUUAUGUCAAAAUCUACCUUUUUAAGUCCAUUCUUUCAUGUUACAUUUGGUGUACUGUAUAAAAAAAAUCAUGUUCAGGGUUAUUGUAUGUCAUUCGGCUUUAUCUUGGGAUAUUUCAUGUGCUGGCUCAUGCAUUCUCCAUAGACACGUGCAGGUUGAAACAUCACUGCUGCUGGCGUUUAGGAUUGUUUGCUGCCGAACCCUAGUUAUAUUUAUGUAGUAAGAAACUGUAAACAUUACGUUAUAUACGUUUUUUCCCCUAACUUCUAAAAGUGAUGUUUUGCCUCAGUUAGCCCCUGUUAAACUUUACAGAUUGUCAUUCGGUGAAACUCAAUAAAAGUUAUUGUAGUAAGUAAUUGUUUUGCUUUGAGCUGAAAUAUCCCAAGGUAAAUGGUCAACAUUUGUAUCUUGUGUAACAUUUGCCUCUUUUCUGCAUUCAUCGUGCACACCAGCAGAUAAGAUGUGGAAUAAGUGUAUAUUAUAUCUGACUAAAAUUGUAUAAAGUGAGACUGUAGCCUUGGCUGCUUUGUGGGUGCUAGAUUAUAUAGUUAUUGAACCUGCUGAUAGUGUGUGGUGCUGCCAAAGCUUUAAGGUGACAGAUGCAAUGCAACGUUUUAAUUAAGAGGGUAAGAGGUGUUAUUUUUGUUUUUAAAAUUCCCUUCAGGAUUGCAAACACUGGAGCAGUUCUCAAAGCAGAGACACAUUAUUCUGUCCUGGCUGUAUCAAGUUAUAUGUAUGAAAAGAAAAAGAAAACGGUGAUCUUCAACAUUCCUGACAGAGACCUCAGUGUCACAGUGCAGGUGUCUGGUUUUUAUAUGCAAAAGCUGACAUAGUUAGAUGUAAUCCUGCAUUUGCUGGGUGAGAUUCCCCCCCUUAACCUUUUGUUUUUACAUUAACUGCUUUUGUAACCACCACCUAAUUUGUUGUCUAUGGUCGACCCCACACCGUGACAUAUCAUCAUGUGACUAGAGGUCUUGAAGCAUUUGAUUUGCACUGUUGAAGCACAUUUUCUAACAUUAGCACCAUCCAUCUCAUCUGAAUGUUUGUGGUCAUGUCUCUCCUCUUUACCAACUGACUGUUGUCACUGAUUUCCAGUGUCCUGAGAUUGUAUUGUAUAUUAAAGUAUCCUAUUUAUUCUUA